Raphanus sativus (radish) is the source of this 853-nucleotide messenger RNA. RefSeq lists its product as uncharacterized. The transcript is spliced from 3 exons. Lineage: Eukaryota; Viridiplantae; Streptophyta; Magnoliopsida; Brassicales; Brassicaceae. Gene Ontology annotation, molecular function: chromatin binding. Gene Ontology annotation, biological process: mitotic G2 DNA damage checkpoint signaling. Gene Ontology annotation, cellular component: nucleus. The record is from RefSeq and is a predicted model, not a curated record. Bases 42 to 791 code for a protein of 249 amino acids.
GCCAAAAAAAAUCGAAAUCCCUAGAGAGAAGAAGAAGGAAAAUGUCGAGUAUUCUCUUCCUGGCUCUCCAAUGUUUCGAAUGCUCAACGAUGCAGGUGAAGCAGAAGAAGAAAAGCAGCAACAACUGGAUCUGCGUGGUUUGCAAUCAGAAGCAAUCAGUGCGGAAAGUGUUCGCUCAGGGCUACAAGGCCAAGGACCUCCGUCUCUUCGUUCAAUCCUUCAACAUGUCUCGUAAAGUCGCCGACGAGGAGAAGCAGGAGGUUGAAGACGGUGAGGAGAUUCGAGGUAAGAAUAAGCGAUCUGAUUGGAGUGAGUACCUCGAUUCCGAUCCACCUAACGAACGGCGGAGUUUAACUGUAGAGGAAGACGGCCAAGAAGAAGAGGUGAAGAUUGUGACUGAGAUUCCUCCGAACGAGAUGUUCAAAAGGCCCAAGCUGAACAGACACUCUAACGUUGGUGGUGGGCCUUCUUCAUCAGCUAAAGGAGGCGUUAAUAGAGGCGAUAACAAGCCCUCCUUCUCUAGGCGCAGCAUCCAAAAGCAAGAUAGUGUUAUGAACCGGGAGAGUGAUAUCGAACGGGGGAAACUAGAGCCGGCAAGAGUUACUAAGCCGGCUUCGAAAUGGGACGCUUACUUGACAGAUGACGAGGGUGGACACCAAGCAGCAGCAGCAGCAGCAGCAGCAGCACGGUUUAGUGGCAGAGAAGCUGUUGGAGAAUGGGACAAACCAGUUACGGAUGUAAGUUCGGAUUACCAGAUUGUAGAUGACGAGGUACAUCCAGAUUUCUUGUAAUCAGAGAGCUUAAUUUUGCUGAUUAUUAGAAUGAACAGUAGAGACUUGAAUGAGUUAAAUCA